Notechis scutatus (mainland tiger snake) is the source of this 1113-nucleotide messenger RNA. RefSeq names its product thiosulfate sulfurtransferase (gene TST). Gene Ontology annotation, cellular component: mitochondrion. Lineage: Eukaryota; Metazoa; Chordata; Lepidosauria; Squamata; Elapidae. The record is from RefSeq and is a predicted model, not a curated record. Gene Ontology annotation, molecular function: thiosulfate-cyanide sulfurtransferase activity.
GCCCUUUUCUUCACAUACCAUUUUUCACUUUUGAGUUCACCCAUCAAGAAAGCUUUCCUUAACAUGGUGCAGCAAGCUUUAUACAGAGCUUUGGUCUCCACCAAAUGGCUAGCAGAAGCUGUCCGAGCCAAAAAGAUUGGCCCUGAGUUGCGGGUGUUGGAUGCUUCCUGGUAUGAACCUGGAACGAGAAACGCCCAGAAAGAAUUCCAAGAACAGCACGUGCCUGGAGCCUCUUUUUUUGAUAUUGAAGAAUGCAAAGACAAGUCAUCGCCUUAUGAGCUUAUGCUGCCCAGUGAGAAACAUUUUGCCGAUUAUGUUGGCCACUUGGGCAUUGGGAAUGAUACCCAUGUAAUUGUGUAUGAUGGAGACAACCUGGGCACCUUCUAUGCGCCACGUGCAUGGUGGAUGUUCCGAGUCUUUGGGCAUCGAACUGUUUCAGUGCUGAAUGGGGGAUUUAAAAACUGGCUGAAGGAAGGUCAUCCAGUAACAGCAGAGAUCACCCGGCCAGAGCCAUCUGCCUUUAAAGCCAGUCUUAACAGGUCUCUCCUGAAGACCUAUGAAGAGAUGGUGGAGAACAUGGAAUCCAAGCGGUUUCAGGUAGUGGAUGCCAGAUCUGAAGGGCGAUUCCAAGGAACAGAACCUGAGCCAGGAAAGGAAGGGAUAGAACCAGGUCACAUUUCAGGUACCAUAAACAUUCCUUUCUUCAACUUCUUGACUGAGGAAGGUUUUGAGAAACCCCAAGAAGAAAUCCAGAGCAUGUUCCAGGAAAAGAAAGUGGAUCUUUCAAAGCCUUUGAUUGCCACAUGCCGCAAGGGGAUUACAGCCUGCCAUAUUGCCUUGGGAGCAUAUCUCUGUGGUAAACCAGAUGUGGCCAUCUAUGAUGGAUCUUGGUCAGAGUGGUUUCGUCGUGCCCCAUCUGAGUAUAAAGUGUCUGAAUGGAAUCGCCAUAAGGCAUAAUAACUCAAUUUUCUGUGAAGCAUAGUUCCUAAUAUUAAGCAUGAUAAAAAGAUAGGAAAAUAAAUUAAGUUCCUAUUCUUUUAUAAUUUUAUCAUUUUCUAAUCCAUGGUUGCUGCUUGCUUUUGCAAACUGGUAAUUAAAUAAAAUUGAAUUUUG